GAAAAUUGAUAAACAUUGUACUUAUAUAUUGAAAUUGAGCUAAAAUGAGAAGAUCAAAUAGACUAGAAAUUUUUAAAAUCCAAUAACUAAUUUCACCAAUUUUAAAACAAAGAAAUUUUACACAUUGUCACAAAUUACAGAACAAAAAAAAAUUUAAAAUAAUUAUCAUUGAGAAGAUAAGACGCCGCUGGUGGAGGCGUGGAGCGACGGUGAGUGUGAGGGAGUGGGUUUUCACAUUGUCACAAGCGCCGCCGCAAUGUCUCUAAUAGCCAGUUCGUACGAAAAAUUCAUUUGGGGCUACAAACUUCGACAACCCAACCCCACCUCAUCCGACCAAACCCUAACCCCAAACCCCCAAUUCUCCUAUGCUGCACACCUCUCCCCCAUCAAAUUCGUCCCCGUCUCCGGCAUUGUCGCCGCCUCUUCAGCCGGUGACGACACCGUUAAACUCUACGACCUCUCUACAUCCUCCGAACUCGACUCGCUCCUUCUCGAAACCUCUGUUACUUCUCUCUCCUUCUUCACCCCUCCUCUAUCCUCCUUCCCUCGAAAUCUCUUCGUCGCUGCCGACGAUGGGUCCUUCUCGAUUUUCGAUGUCGACCCUUUUGUUCUUCUCAAGACGAUCCAAGUUCAUAAGAAGGGGAUUAAUCAUUUAUGUGUUCAUCCUUCUGGGAAAUUGGCUUUGACUGUUGGGAGAGAUUCUUGCUUGGCGAUGGUUAAUUUUGUUAGAGGAAGGAGGAGUUUUAUUUGUAGGUUAAAGAAGGAAGCUAAUAUUGUUGAGUAUUGUUCUGGUGGGGGUAAAUUUUUUAUGGCUUAUCAUGAGAAAAUUAUGAUUCAUGAUGCGAUGAUGGGCUGACCUGGUGUUGCAACUCGAGGGAAGUCGUCGUGGUUGCGGAUGUUGAUGGCGGUGUGGCUGGAGGAGGGUGGAGCGACGCGUGAGGAUCAAGGGGGGAAGAUGGGCAAGCCGUUGGUGGUUGGCUGGUUGCAGAUGUUGAUGGAGGUGAACUAAGGGAGAUCUUAAAAAAGAAUAGUCAUUGAGAUUCUAAGAGGAAAGAGAGGAGAGAGAAGAUAGAGAAUCAGAUAAGAGAGAGGGGGGCGGUGGGGGGAGUUUUUGAGGGAAUAAUUAGGGUUAGUUGGUUUGGGCCUUUGUGGAGUAAUUAGAGUAAGUCUUCACUAAAAAAGACUCCGUAAAAAAUUAAGUGAUUUUUUCGGAUAUCGGAUAU
Chenopodium quinoa (quinoa) is the source of this 1223-nucleotide messenger RNA. RefSeq names its product p21-activated protein kinase-interacting protein 1-like. Gene Ontology annotation, molecular function: protein binding. The transcript has a single exon. The record is from RefSeq and is a predicted model, not a curated record. NCBI's taxonomy places the organism in Eukaryota, Viridiplantae, Streptophyta, Magnoliopsida, Caryophyllales, Amaranthaceae. Bases 257 to 856 code for a protein of 199 amino acids.